Messenger RNA from Symbiodinium sp. CCMP2456, 2278 nucleotides. Lineage: Eukaryota; Dinophyceae; Suessiales; Symbiodiniaceae. The record is from the annotation of a GenBank genome assembly.
AUGGACGAAGACUUCCAGAGCACAGACAACUCGAUUCGCAAUGCCGACCAGGCGGACUGCGAGGACGGGUUCGAUGCUUGGGACUGGGUGGAACAAGAGAUGCAGCGCGAAGCCGAGGAAGAUGUGCACGAGAGAGAUUUGUGGAACAAGGAGAUGGAGAUCCAGAAUGCGUACAACCAGCGUCUGGCGAAUAUGACGGUGAAGUACGUGAACAUGAAGGGUGAUGAAGUGCACACCUCAAGGCCCUACCCGGCCUGCCAGCUUGAAUGCGGGUCGUUCCGCGAAGCGUGGCUGACCUCGUUGCACGAAGGUAACGACCCGGAUCGAUUUCUUUCCCUUCACCAGCUACGUGAUAAACGGCAGAAGACCAACAAGCCCUUGCCUGCAGAAGUACUACAGCAUCGCAGCCCCAGAGAAAUCCUGCUUCACGACUUGGACAGCAGUCGCAUUGGACCGAUCCACCUGGAUACCACAGAACUGGUCUUGGGCGGGGACGUCAUCACGGACGCCUGGAGUUGGGACGAGCUCUUGGAUCGCAGCUUCAGCAACGACACCGUGCACGUCCACGUUGUCUUCUCUUCAGAGCAAGCCCCCGGUUGCUGCAGCGAGCUGAAAGCGCCAGAAUCGCCCGAACGACAGGGAUGGUGCAGCAAUGUGCAAUGCCGAGAAGCAGAGAGAGAGGAGAAGAAUGCCGCGAGGGCUCGCAUUGAGCAAGAACGGGCUGCAAAAGGAGCCGGCCGCCGAGGACCUUUGCCAGACGAGACCAGCAAGGAAGCAGAGCGGCGACAGCUGCAGGCGGCAAGAGCACAGGCAACGGAGGAAGGAGCCGGCCGUCGAGGGCUUUUGCCGGACGAGACAAGCAAGGAAGCAGAACGGCGACAGCUGCAGGCAGCAAGAGCACAGGCAACGGAGGAAGACGAAGACACUCUAACCCCGGAGCAAGCACGGGCACAGUACGUGGCCUUUGUGCGGAGCUGGAGUAGAUUCGGCCUUUCCCGUGUGUGCGAGAAGUGCCAGACCUUGACACCAGCGAGGCACUGCACCAGAGCCAAGAACACCAAGCAGCUACUGUGCAGGAACUGCCGCGAGAAUCGCACAAAGGUGGUCUUGCCAACCCCGGCGCCCAUCCCAGAAGCACUGCAACGACUGCGACCCAUCGAGCAGCAUCUCCUCGCCAUGGCCCGCAUCUCGCAGGUUCUGCUGGACAAGCUCCCGUCAGGAGGCCCCAGUGCACAAUGGGGCCGCAUGUAUGCCGUUCUCAUGCAAGAACCUUUCAUCUGCGGAGUCCUCGAGGGCGCAAGCUUGGAGGAAGACGGGACCGUGUUGGUCGAGGGCGUCGACGGCAUCACCGCAUCUCCGGCACGCCUGGAAUAUCUGCAUGCGGCCUUGCAAGCCUUGAAAGGUCAUCACCGCCUCUAUCAACAGUGUCCAGCUGUCGAGACAGCCUUGGCACGAAUGGCUGCCAUCCUGGCCAACAAAGCCCCCGCUGCCUCAGCUACGGUGCCAACAGACCCACCGCCAGCAGCGCAAGCAGAUGAAGAAGAGGAGGAAGAAGGAGGAGUGGAAGUGACAUACCUGUUGCCGAAACAGUUCCAAGCUCCGAAGGCCGACAUCCACGACUUGCGAAAGGCCCGAGGAUCUGCAGACCUCAGUGACGACUUGGAUGCAAAGUUCUUCCCGCACCUGUUCCCCACCGGGUUUGGAGGCUGGCGGAACGACUACGGCGGCUUCGCCCAAUACGCACGGAGGCGUCUACUGAGCGCGGAUGGCCGAUUUGAAGGAUCCACUGGCUACAUCAUGUGGCUCCUGGAGAUGAAGACCAAGAAGCGCCUCACCGGAAACAUCAACGUCCGCAUCAGCAAUCAACGGACACCCCGCAGCAAGAGUGAAUACGAGAACGGCAGCCGUCGGGUAUACGCGGCCUUGAGGGACAUUCCCGGCACGCAGCCGUACCUGUACGCCAAGAAGGGGGUGGCCCUGAACAUGUACGAGCAGCUUGGAAUUCCCAGCUUCUUCAUGACACUCUCCUGCCAUGCGCGGCAACCUGCCAUGCUCCUAGCGGCUAUCUCCGGGCGGCUGCUGCGCCUGCGUCCCGAACUUCCGCAAGGGGAAUUGGAGCACCGCGCUGCCGAGAUUCUGUACUUCUACCAGAACGACAAGAACUUCAAGUGGGAUGGGCUUUCACCCAACCAGCUGUGCAACCAGCAGCCUGCCGUGGUAACCCGACAAUUCAUGCACCAGCUCUCCCAGCUGAUGUGGUGGCUGCAGUCCGGCACAC